UCUGCGGAUUGAUCUCCUCCCAGACUUCACAAGCUUUUGUUAGUUUUCACAAAUUCAGUUGCAAAAUCAAUAUGAAAGCCUCAACGAAAAGUCAAAGCUCCGUUCGCGGUUGGUAUUCUCAUUGAACAGCCCCACGGGACCUCGGAAUAUCAGCGCAGACAACGUCAAUUCACUUGGUACUUGGAAAGCUCAUCCAUUAUUUUCACGCUGCUAUAAUAUGAUCGUUGGCAAAGUGUCCAAGGAAUAAUGGGAUAUGACGAGGGAAGUAGAGUAUCAAGAUCUCUGGUGUUAGGCGCCGGUGCAAUAAUGGUUGAGCAUCCCUAACGUGCCGAGUGCAUGCGCAAGAGUCUUAAUGUAACAUGCGGUGGCACGAGUCCGUUUAUGAAGGCGAACAAUGAAUAAUGAGGAGAAAACUGAUGUUGAGUUUGAUAUUUUCUGCCCCCGAGUAUAGUGAGGUUAUGCGAUUAUUUUAGCAAAUAAGCUGGAUCGAAAAAAAUUAGGGGGAAGGAGGUUCUGCGACUUUCCUGAUCGCACACGCUUCCGGUAGACGUUUGCCAACGUUACUUUAGCCCGAGAGCCGGCAAGUUGCGUUCGCCUGUUGUUAGAGAAAAGCUCGGUUUCUAACAGGUAGAGAAAAGAACGAGUGCGAGAGGGAAGGAGAGGGAAAGAGUGAGUGAGAGUGGGUGCGGCCAUCGAUGAGCGAGAACGUGUGAGACCCACAACGGAUCAAUACUCCCGGCUUCUUCGCGGCGACAGAACCGCCGCUGGAUUUACGCCGCUCGGUCGAGAACUGCGUGCCUCCGACCUCGUGUUUGUAAGCGUUUUUUAUCACCUCGCCGGUAUUUCGGUUCCGGUAUUAAUCUGAUUUCGGGCUGAAUCGAACGACCUCGUUGUUCUUCGAGGUUUCAUCAAAGUGCGUCAUUGAUUUUUCGUCCGAGGGGCUCGAAAUACGGGGUUUCGAAUAAACGCUCGCUUCGCGAAUCUUCGCUGCGGCGUGACUCGACGUUUUGCCCUGUCGCACCCUUACCAGCUCCCCCGGCAUAAGGAACAAACCAAUCCAACUCCAGCCCUCGACUCCGGCUUCGAAUCGAGUCGUUAGCAUGCAGCAGACUAAAAUUUCGGACAUAAAUCUCCGCUAAAAAUCUCAGUGCAAUCGAGACCAGUGAUUCUGUCUUGGAAAUUUUUCAUCGUCCAACUUCGAGUUACGCCUGAAACGUUUCUUGGAGCGAAAACGCGGAGGCUUCGAGGUAAUUAUUGAGCAUUGUUACGAGGGACGCGGCGAACAUGGCUUCGAAAGUGCUCGUGAAACUGCCUACGGUGCCAUUUUCUCAAGGUAAAAAAAACGCCCCGGAGCUGAUGACGUUACCCACGAAAAACGAGAGCACGACGCCGGCUCGAACGCAACAGAAUGUCAACGGUGACAGAGCAGCUCAGCUGGAACAGAAUAUGAAAUUUCUUCAGGAACAACAUCAAGCUACUCUCGUUGCUCUCCACCAAGAAGUCGAAACCCUUCGACAAAGACAUCGAGAUUUACAAUUUCAACUCGUCUUCGCGAAAAGCACAAACUGCGUUCAGAGCAGUCCUUCCUCGCCGGAGGAAAGUUCAAAUGGGUUUGUGAAAACAAAGGGAAGCCCAUUGAGUGUCAACGUUACACCUCUGCAGGUCGAACUUUUGGAAAAGGAUUUGCACGAGAUGAAGGCAUCCUUCAACGACGUCAAAAAGCACAAUCAGUCUCUUCAAGAGGUUAUUGACAAACAGAACAAAAAACUGCAACAAAUGGAAAAGCGCAAAGAGAAAUCGGAAGUGACGGAUGUGGGAAUACAAGUUGGGGAAACGAGCGACGAGGUAACGCGUGAUUUGGCAGCCCGUUUGGAGGAUGCUGAAGCGAUGAUAAGCCGCUUGAGACGAGAGAACGAAGAUCAUCAGAAGGAAAUAGCGACGAUAAAGGCCGCUUCGGCGAACACUGGAAACAGAAACGGCAGCGGGAGGAACCGAGGUCACGAUAACGGUCACCACAGUCGAGGGAGCCAUGGCAACGGGGGCCAAGGCUCGCAUUUUCACAAAUUUCCGCCCCUUCAGACGCAGAGCUAUUGGCACGGAGGGGCGAGAGGAAAUCACAGCUUCGAGCACAACACCGAAUACCACCGUAACGGGAGGAGACGGCAGCAGGACAAACAACAAGAUCGCGACGGUACAUCGGACGGCUCGUCACUGCCGCAGCUCCGGAACGCAAACGCGAAAGCAGAAUCUUCGAGUUAUCCACCGUUUUACCGAACGCGAGGUUAUCACGAUGAAGGUGGGGACUAUUACCGCGAGCGUGGCAACCGAAAGUACCGGGGACAGAGGUCACAGAGAGACUCGACCGAGGCGCAGGAACAUCGUCGAGAGUUUAAGGACCAACAGCAGAGAGAAGUGACUGCAAAUUCUUCGCAAUCUUCCAGAAAACAGUAAGAUUAAGGGCUCGUCGUGGAAGAGGGGCGAAGAGAGAGAGAGAGAGAGAGAGAGAGGGGCAGAGAAAAGAAACAAUUUUCACGUAUACAACAAAAAUUAUCUACGUUGUUGCAUAUUUAUCGCUUGCGCGGAAAAAUCUGUGUUUUAGUUCGCCAGAAUAGAACGAAAGAUAAUAAUCUACUCAUUCGGAGAUGAAAAGAAACGAAGGCGGAGAGGGAGGGCGACGAAGCAAGGGCAAAAGCGGGAGAAAGAGGAGAGAGAAAUCUUUAGUAGACGUAACUUUGGGAUGACGCGCAGUUUCAUUAAAUACUGAGUGAUCACGUAUUUCUCGUAUCGUAGCUCGGUGGCUAUAAUAAAAUGUAAGCCUGGCAUCCGGUAGGGUAGAACGAUCAUAAAAAAGUGUAUUGAAUAUUUACAAUUGUGUUAGAAGGCGAAAAUUUCGUCGCAUAUUUAAAAGAAAAAGGAAAAAGAAACGUACUGCAUUUAAUUCAUGAAUAGAUCGUGUAAAACGGAGAUAAAUCGCUGAAUUUUAGGGAGCGCAUACGCGUACUUAAUCUGUCGUAUUUAAAAUGGCGUAUCGAUUCUGCGACGACAGGAAACGGGGCUGAAAGUUUCUCAAAGUGCGAGCGACCGCGAAACAUCGUGACGAGAAAAAAGCGUUGACGAUUACAGAGAAAGCAUGGUCGAAAUCAUCGCCCACGGCAAAGGGCUCGAAGGUGCGAAAACGAGAAGCACACGAGAGACUCGAGUAGUCGCGAGUCCCGUUGAAACCUCACGAGAGCAACGAUACCCUCUUAAACUUCUUCAUGUACGCAAUCUUCGUGUUUUUUGGUACAUAUAUUCUUCGGCUCUUCGGAAGGAGCUUCGGCCAGGCUGCGGGAGACGAAAACGAAGGAAUAACUUGGAGCGAAGUUCCGUGCCGUUUGUAAGAGACGAAAGAGCGCGCGCGACCAUCAACUUUUCAUUCACGAUUCGUCAUUCCUUCGGUAUACUCGCUCUCGACGCGCGGCGUACGCAUUCGACGAACGAACGACCAGAUUUAAAAUCAUUCGUGUAGACACACUAUCACCUUUUCCCAUAUAAUCGUAUAUGCUUUUUCGUAAUUGAUCUUAAUAUCCUAAUGACGAAAAAUCGAUGACAGUUGUCCGAGGCUGGCGAGAGAUUACUCAGUAUCGUUUUAUCUUCCAAACUCUCAUUUUCCGACUAUGUGUUUCCUUCGAAUAAGUCAGAGUGUUUCCUCACGCACAGCUUUUAUCGGGAAUCCGUUUUUUGAUCCUGCUUCCGAAAUCGUGUUUCUCAGAGCCGCGCGCUCCUACACGAGGAGCAAACCCUCGUCCAAGAUUUUUAAACACGCGUCAGCUAAAUAUCGUAUUCACACGGAUUUACCGAUACCGUACGAAAAUAUACGCGUUACAGUUGAUUAUCGUCUCUGAAUAUUUACGUUAUUAUUGUUACUGAAAGAAAUUUAACUAAUGAAGGCUGUUUGUGGCGAGCACACGCGAGCAGAAGUGGAACUUGUAAAGUUCAUGUUUGCACGGAUUAGAGCCCACCGAGAAUCCAAACAUCUGUACUGUCGCUCCAUCGUAUAAAUAUUAUAAACGUACCAUUCGUUGCUUCUUGGAAUAAUUCAUUCCCAAUCCGGACCACGCAGCGAUGAAACGGCCUCGCUGCUUUUGCGCCAAAAUCACUUCGAGAGGGAGAAAUUAAGGAGGAGUUCUGGACAGUUUUUAUCGAAAUCGAGACGCGGAGGAUUUUUGCUACCAACGUAAAGUUCAUUGGCGCUAUUUUCUUCGAGGAAUUUAUAAAUACUCCUCCCAAAAGCGAGGACACGAUAUCACUGCGUAUCACCAGCCGGAUUGGGGGCUCAAACGAGUGGGAAAAAUCGAAAAUCCCGUAAAGAUGGAAUUUUGGAAGCCUCCGUACGAAAUUUCCUCAAUAACUUUGCCUUUUUCAUCGCGAACGCAAAUCGAGGCAUUAUCGUUGUGCAUCACCCGGUUACAUCCUGCCUGGCUAUUGAAAUCUAACGAAGCUUUCACUAUUCCCAAUUCCUUCGUCCACAUUGAAACGGGAUACGGAAUCACCGAGUUUUUGCUUACAAUAUUCGGCAGGAGCAAACUUCGUUGAAGCAUAUUCAAUGACCAGAUCGAAGGGUAACUUGAUUGCAGAACAUAAAAUAUGAGGUACAAGACUAUGAGUAUAUAUAUAUACUUAAAGAUAUAUAUAUGUAUGCUUGAAUGGGUGAUAUAUUAAAUCGAUUAAAUAAAUAUCGCACAAACCGA
Messenger RNA from Venturia canescens, 4730 nucleotides. RefSeq lists its product as uncharacterized. Lineage: Eukaryota; Metazoa; Arthropoda; Insecta; Hymenoptera; Ichneumonidae. Bases 1285 to 2451 code for a protein of 388 amino acids. The transcript has 6 exons. The record is from RefSeq and is a predicted model, not a curated record.